AGUAUAAAAAGGUGGAAAUUUUUAUUGUUUGUGAAUUAGGUCCAAAGAGCUAUUCGGAGAGCGAGAGGAGAAGGUUUUCAGUCCUCUGCAAUACUUUGCCCUCGCCCAUUUCUCCUCGCUUCCGAUCUCUCUCUCUGCGCCGUCACACACUCAUUUCGCCAUGGAAAACUCACGCCGUCAGUCUCUUCUUCCAAGCUUCCUCUACACUCCAUCUUCGUUUUCUUCUUUCACUCCCAAAACCUUUGCUGUUCCCGAGAACACCGCCAGCGUGUUGCCCGCUGCACAGCCGUCGUCCACCAACAAGAGCUUCGUGAUUCCUGCACCUAGCGAACCUGGAAAGAUUGAGAUGUACUCGCCGCAGUUCUAUGCUGCCUGUACCUUCGGUGGUAUCCUCAGCUGUGGUCUCACUCACAUGGCUGUCACUCCUCUUGAUCUCGUCAAAUGUAACAUGCAGAUUGACCCCGCGAAAUACAAGAGCAUAUCAUCUGGAUUUGGAGUGCUGCUUAAGGAGCAAGGUGCUAAGGGCUUCUUCAGGGGAUGGGUUCCUACUCUUUUGGGUUACAGUGCUCAGGGUGCAUGCAAGUUCGGAUUCUAUGAAUUCUUCAAGAAGUACUACUCUGACCUUGCUGGAGCAGAAAAUGCUGCAAAGUACAAAACUCUGAUAUACCUUGCUGGUUCUGCAUCUGCAGAAGUGAUUGCAGACAUUGCUCUUUGCCCAUUUGAAGCUGUAAAAGUCCGUGUUCAGACACAGCCUGGUUUUGCUAGGGGAUUGUCAGAUGGAUUACCGAAAUUUGUAAGAUCUGAAGGAACCAUGGGCCUGUACAAAGGUUUGGUUCCUCUUUGGGGACGUCAGAUUCCAUAUACAAUGAUGAAGUUUGCGUCCUUUGAGACUAUUGUGGAGUUGAUCUACAAGCAUGCAGUCCCAAAGCCUAAAAAUGAGUGCAGCAAAUCUAUGCAACUUGGUAUUAGCUUUGCUGGUGGAUAUAUUGCCGGUGUCUUCUGUGCUAUUGUAUCCCAUCCUGCUGACAAUCUUGUUUCAUUCCUCAACAAUGCCAAGGGUGCAACUGUUGGUGAUGCCGUGAAGAAGAUAGGAGUAGUGGGUCUCUUUACCCGUGGGCUACCUCUGCGUAUUGUCAUGAUUGGAACUCUUACUGGUGCACAAUGGGGAAUCUAUGAUGCUUUCAAGGUUUUUGUUGGGCUGCCAACAACUGGAGGAGUUGCUCCUGCUGCACCUGCUGCCUCUGAGGUUGCAAAGGUGUAGGGUCGAGUACAAACUAAUUCUUCGCCAAGCCUAGAAGUAGUAAGAGAAGACUUCUCCAGAUGAAACAAUAAACACAGAUUGCCGAUGUUUCUCUAGUGAUCUUUCCUAGUAAGCUGGAGAGUAUAUUCUUACACAACAAUCUUGACAAUUUUAUAUUUCUCUAAUUUUGAGAUUUUGGAGAGGGGGAGUCCCCCUAAAACUUAAGCAUUGCGGAUGUUUUUUUGUUAGAAUAGAUACAAAAUCAAUUUGAUGCUAGAAACGCUGUUCCCUCUCGAGGAUGGGAAUAACCAGCAUAUUUGGGGCUAUAUAUUUGCCUUAUUCAUUUUGUGCCGAGCUAUAGCUGCUGAAGGAUGAUUCUUUUA
This is a messenger RNA of Nicotiana tabacum (common tobacco), 1623 nucleotides long. RefSeq names its product mitochondrial phosphate carrier protein 3, mitochondrial. Gene Ontology annotation, molecular function: phosphate transmembrane transporter activity. Gene Ontology annotation, cellular component: mitochondrial inner membrane. The record is from RefSeq and is a predicted model, not a curated record. Lineage: Eukaryota; Viridiplantae; Streptophyta; Magnoliopsida; Solanales; Solanaceae. Gene Ontology annotation, biological process: mitochondrial phosphate ion transmembrane transport.